Molecule: messenger RNA, 659 nt
Organism: Salvia hispanica
Lineage: Eukaryota; Viridiplantae; Streptophyta; Magnoliopsida; Lamiales; Lamiaceae
Source: RefSeq, a predicted model, not a curated record
GCUUUUGCUCAAAUUGAUAAGUUGAACCAAAAAUUAUCAUUCUUCCAUCCACGCUGCAGCCUGCGACGAUUCCCCGCAGGAGGAAGAUCUUCCACCGAAGUUAAAGCCGAGCUGGUCAUCGAUUUCUGCUAUCUGUGGUUGUUCCUAUGGGAUCCCAACAAUUGAGCGGAAAUGAAACCAACGAGAAUCCAUUGGCAGCUGUUGACCCUGAUGUUCCCGCGGGCAGAGGGUCUUUAGUAGAUAGGUCAAGGCGUGUCUGGACACAACGUGAGGAGGAGAUCCUUUUGGAAACUAUGAAGGAGCUGACGGCAGCCGGAUGGAAAUCCGACAAUGGCUUCCGUGCAGGAUAUUUAACCCGAGCAAAGGAGGCAAUUAAGCGUGAAUUCCCAAAGACCGACAUAUGUGUUCACCCUCACAUAAAGUUCAAGAUCAGUGCUUGGAAGAAGAACUACUACUCGCUAAUGCAGAUACUUGAUCGCAGUGGCGUUGGUUUCAAUAACGAUGGUAACUACAAAAUAGAUAUCGACGAUGAACAAUGGGCUCAAGUCGUGCAGGUUGUGCUUUACAUAUUGUUUUGGAGUUAUGCUCAUUUAUAUUUCAGCACUACAUCUCAAGCUUUUUAUUAUUUUGCUAUGGCAGAAAGACAUCACUACUCCUGA